GCAGGAGCAUAAUUAUGAUGGCUAUGCAGUAGAUGUGUUUCACUGGUGCUGCAGGUAGCGACCGCAUGGUUCCUAGUUUAGUUUCUCAAGGAAAAACGCCUUUAUAAUUUUAGGAUGGGGUGGAAGUGAGGAGUUGUUUCACAGGAGGUGUCUGCGCGUUAUUUUCUGUUCUUACGGUAAAUCCGUCGGUAAACGAGGAGACUGCUCCGAGAAGAGCGAUGGCGGCUCCGUUAUCGCAGUUUGAUGAAGACUGGCAGGACUUUAACGAGUUCAGCCCGGUCGCGGACGCUCGUCUGUCCAGGCUGGACCGGAUCAACGCGAACAUGGGCGACGCUGGACCGGAGGGUUUCUCGGACACGGACAACUGCGUCUCCGGAGAGACGUGCCGCUUCGAGUCCCUGGAGGACCUGGUGCAUGAUUUCGACGAGAGACUGACCGUGUGCUUCCGAACUCACGACACCAGGACCGAGAAUAUCGCCCCGGUUAAGCCCAUUACGGAGGACAAUCUUCUGAAGGACGACGAAAUAUGGAAUACUCUCACAGAUAACUAUGGAAACGUGAUGCCUGUGGACUGGAAGACGUCUCACACUCGCUCUCUGCACCUUCCUACGCUCAACCUCUGUCUGCAGGAGAAGGUGGACAGUGUGAGUCUGGAUGUAUCUGAUGAUGAGGAACUCAGGGAACAGAUGGAUCUGCACUCCAUCAUUGUGUCCUGCGUCAACGAGGAGCCAUUGUUUACUGCUGAGCAGGUGAUUGAGGAGAUAGAGGAGAUCAUGCAGGAGUCUCCGGACCCUGAGGAGGACGAGAGACCCUCCCAGUCUGACCUCUCUGUGCUUUCUAAGGAGCUGCACACCCUCUCUCACGCCACCUUCACCAGCAGCUAUGAGGAACGUCUGCGAGGCAUGGGGGUGUGUGAGCUGGAGGAGUUGUUGGAGGAGGUGGAGAGGGAGAUUCGCCGUUUCUCAGAGGAGCUGAUUGAGCAUCUGGCCCUGCGGGAUGAGCUGGACUUUGAGAAGGAGGUAAAGAACAGCUUCAUCUCUGUCCUCAUCGAGGUGCAGAACCGGCAGAAAGAGCACCGAGAAAUGGCGAAGAGGAGGAGGAAGGGGAGGACCGUCACAGGAACACCGAGGAGUGAUCGCACGCAUGUGCCUGGAACUUAUUUGACUACAGUUAUUCCCUAUGAGAAGAAAAAUGGUUCUCCCUCAGUUGAGGACCUGCAGAUCCUAACUAAGAUAUUGCAUGCCAUGCGGGAGGACAGUGAGAAGGUCCCCAGCCUUCUGACCGAUUACAUCCUCAAAGUUCUGUGUCCCACAUAGACCCAUGCAGCUGGGCCUCGUCCAACACAGGCAGUUUGUCUCCCUCCCACAUCCUUCCUUUCCUCACAAACGACCAGUUUCUUCUUUAUUAACCUUUUGUGUACAAAUGUAGUUAUCCUUUAAUAUACUAGUAAGAUGUUUUUAAUGUUAUGUGGGCAUGUAGUCACCAUUUGUAAACCAUUGACAGUAUUUUUGGAGGUACUGAUGAAGGGCUGAAUUGAGGCUGCAUGGGUUUCACCUUUUUAUAUUUCUUCACUGUAGCCUGAGUUGGGUAAUGUUGUGCUGGUCUGAUCGAUGCCCAAUCAGGAUUAAGAGGGAACAAGCUACACCCAAUGAGAAAGCUUCAAGCAGAACUAAUAUAAAAAUGCAUUCAUCACCUGUAGACAAGUCUGUUUCAGCUCGACCCAUAGCAGAGUGUAGCAUAGCUAUAGCAUUACUAACGUAAUGGAUAUUUCACAGCAAUAUUAAGGAGAGUUUGUCUUUCCUGGUGGGGUCCUCCAAAUGCUAAAAUGCAGAGAGGACGUCAUGUUUGAACAGUGAUGUUUUGAUGAUGUGAACUUCUCUGAGAAGUGGAGAGAUGGUACUGUAGUUAACGCGUCAGGACGGAUAGUUCACUCUCUGUUGAUAAGGAAUCCCCAAAAAUCAGGACCCCUUUCUCUGCACUUAGUUCUACAGUGACAACAGAUGUUGGUGUUGAACUGGUGCAUCUGUUCCAGAUUCUACAGUGAGAAGUGCAUGUUUCUUGAAUGGAGCAGUCAAACUGAUUUAUCUCUGCACAUCGUUUAUCUGUAGUUAUAUAGUUAUAGACAAAAAUACAGAGAACAAAAAUGCUGGAAAUAAAAUUUUACAGAGGUGCACACACUAACACACUGAAGAACAGCUGCAAUGUUCAGUCAGUGACACUACAGUGUUUGUUUCCAUAGUAAUCCACAUUGGUGAGCAUUAAUUAGAAAAGCUAAUUCAUGUUUAGUUGGUUAGUAACAGUUCCAGGAUCAGGUGUGAGUCUGAUCUGCCUGGAAGGCUCUGUGAUUGUGUUGGUCAUCCUGAGUUAGGGUGGGUUUGUGGGGAAAAAGACUGGUAGCAGUCAUGUUCACAAUAAAAUGGAUCCUUUUUGGGAUUCUUAAGCAAUGCAGCAUUGAAUGUGCACCCUCCUACAAGCCAAGUGCUUCCUGCCUCAUUUAGACUCUACAGGAGAAAUCUCUGUAGUAAGGCUUCUGUAGUAUGUUUGUGGAGUAUGUCGUAUGCUAGUAAGGUAAGCGUUGGGCUGGUGUACGCUCUUGCUCUCUCUCUCGUAAGCAGAACGUGUCAAAGAUAGAAUCUGGAUUUUCUCCAGUAGCUCACUUGAUCUCUGUGGUGCUACUCAUUUUUUAAUUUAACAUUUAUAAUGGCAAUAACUGGAAGGAUGGAAAUUGUAUAAUUAAGUCAAUCCCAAUCCCAAAUGAACCCAUGAUGGGGUGCUAUUAGUGCAGGUGGUGAUGUCUCUGACAACGUCCCAGCACCCCAAAGGAUAAAGAAAAUAUUCUGCUUUGUUUAAAUCCAGAUGGUACUUCUCCUAAGACAGAGUACCUGUGGCUAGUUCUGGAGUAGUAGUUGUGGUUAGCAGUACAGGUCCUCUAGACUAAUAGGUCACUUAGCAGGUUUUGUCUAGCAUUAACUAUGGUUUGGCUAGUUAAACGGGUGUCUCUGUGUGCCUGCCUGUUUGUGAUUUUAUCAUCUAUGGUAGUGAUUUUUGUAACCAGUCAGACACCAAGCAGUAGCUGCACCAGGCACUUUUUCUUGAGUUCAUAAUGAAAGUCAGCUCCACGUGAGAGGUGAAAUGGGAAGGGUGUAGUCUUUCAGAACACUACAUUACAGUCCAGCUGCUCUGUGGAAAAGCAAGUGAGGAACUGCACUUCCCACGAUGCUUCAUAACUCUUCUCCUUAUAGCAGUGAUUUGAGGAAUAGGCUGGAGUGGCCUGUGGUGUUUUUUUUCUGUUUGUUUGUUUGUUUUGUUUGUUUUUUGUUUGUUUUUUGUUUUAAACAACAAAUAAACCUAUCCGCACUGAGUGCCAAUUCAGGGUCCUUCUGCUAAUAACUAGAAGUUUAUAUUUAUAUGGGAAAAUGAGCAACAGUGAAAGGCCGUCUUUGUAAAUGCCUGACAUUUUGUACAUAGAAAAACUCCUUAUUUUUAAUGCAACAUUCUCAAAAUUUUUUAAUCUCAUGUUCUAUGCUAUGAGAGUUAAAUUAUUUAGUCAGUGUUUUGUAUCCAUCUCAUGGUCUGUAGCGGCACAAACAUUACAGUGCCUGUAUGCAUCACAGUGCACCUCAAAUAGAUGAUGACAUCAUACCUGUACGCAUCACAGUACACUGCAAAUAAAUGAUGACAUCUUGGUGAAACA
Electrophorus electricus (electric eel) is the source of this 3694-nucleotide messenger RNA. It is a transcript of the gene fez2b, whose product is annotated as fasciculation and elongation protein zeta 2b. The record is from RefSeq and is a predicted model, not a curated record. Gene Ontology annotation, cellular component: axon; cytoplasm. NCBI's taxonomy places the organism in Eukaryota, Metazoa, Chordata, Actinopteri, Gymnotiformes, Gymnotidae.